AGGAGGGCGGGGCUGCUCUGUUUCUUAGUGCGCCUCUGCUGUGGGCUGAUGUAGAGUGGACCAGGUCAGAGGACACACAGAUGAAGCAGAACUUCGUCAUCAUAUCAGUACUGUUGUUUUUGUUUUAUUAAUUUAAUUUCUAAUAAUUCAGCAGUCAUGGAUUUACCACGCAUCUAAAGAAUACCGAUUCGACGUCGACUGUUACUGGGACCAAAUCCGUGCAGCAUCCUGACGCACGGACAUCUUGUCUCACCCCGACAGCGCACUGUUUACCCCCCUGUUAUUUCCCUGCUGCUGGUUCUGGUUGGGUCCACUGUAGCGGAGCUGUCGGAAGCGCAGCAUGGCGUGGCCCUGUAUUAGCAGGGCGUGCUGCAUGGCCCGCUUCUGGAACCAGCUGGACAAGGCUGACAUUGCGGUGCCUAUGGUCUUCACCAAGUACGGGGACGCCUCAGAGGUGCAGCGCAUCCAGCUGCCACCACCACCUCCUCAGGCCCGCGUCGCCAUCGAAACGCAGCCUUCUCCCGCACGGACCCGCACCGCCACCGUCGAGGGUGUCGCGCGUCCGCCGCGUAGAUGCGUCUCUGAGGAGCGUGUGUGCAGCUCGGUGAUGCGGGAGGACUUUAGGCACUGGAGAGUGCGACCGGAACCGAGCUGUAAACCCAAGAACGAGUACCACGAACCGGAAACUCCAUUCAACACUGAGACCCAGUACCAGAAGGACUUCAAGCCCUGGCCCAUCCCCAAAAGGUACGACCAUCCCUGGAUACUUAAACCGCCUCCGGCCACCUCAAGUGGAGAAGCACCGGGCAGACCCAGGCGAGGGAAAAAACAAGCGGCGCUGACAGAGGCCGAGAGCGGAGUGGAGAAGAGCGCUAUAGCCGACAAGGUGCAGGAGAAGGACCUGCUGCAGGGUCAGGACAGGGAGGGUCGGUCCAGCAAACAGCAACAUCACCAGGUGGAGAGAAGAGGCAGAGCGGCCGUGGAUGCUGUGAACAGGCAGAUCAAGGAGGAGAUCACAACCGGCUCCUCAUACAGGACUGAAUACAAGGCCUACAAAGAUGUAAAACCAACCAAAAUGAUCAGAGCCAAGUCCCAGUACCUGCCCCCAGAUGGGAAGACCAGCCUGGAGACCAGCUACAACGCCACAUUCAAGGGCCAGCAGGCUCCUCUGCAGUCGGCUGACAACAAGGCCCUGGAGCGGAGGAGGAUACGCAGUUUGCCUUACAUAGACCCAUUCAGACAGGUUGACAGAUAUAGUGUCCCCCGCUCUAAACCCAAAAAGUCUGGAGCCACGGCAGCAGGCCAGGGCAAGCCGGCGAAGAAAGCCAAAGAUAAGCAGAGCGGUGGGCUGAGGGGCUCCAAGAAGACCACCUCCGAGAACUUGCCAGAGAACCGGCCGGCAGCGGUGGGGGACAAGGAGAAAAGUAAAGAGAUGAACAACAAACUGGCUGAGGCGAAAGAGGUUGUGCUAAAACAGCACCACUACAUACAGCUCUGCCAGCCAAUCCGAGACAUUGGCUGGGUGCAGACCCUAAAGCAGCACCUGUGGGGCUGUGCUCUACCCAAUCCCAGAGGUGCUGAGGACGAGGUUUUCAGACCCAGUCAUCAUCAUUCCCAGGGUGCUGCUGGAGGAGAAGCCCCACCACCACUGGAGAGGCCCGAACCCCGAAAGAGCAGCACAGUCAUACGCUUCGCCCUCGACGUGAACCAGACUGAGUAGCUGAGUGUCCCACGUCAAUGUGAUGCAGAGUGUGUAUCUCUGUGCUGUAUAUAUGUAGGAUUUAUGUCGAAAUAGUAGAAAAUAUAUGAAUCCCACACACACCGCGACGACAGAACACACAACAUGCAUGUUUGGACAGCUUCCGGGUCAGAGGUCACUGCUGUGGGACCCUAAUAGCAUUAAUGCAAAGGUGCUACAUUCCUGUCUCAAUCCGUUUGUCUCAAACACUGUUAAGAAACUUCACCAUUAAGUGCUUAUCUGAUCAGCCAAACACUGUACAUUUAUGGGCUUAGUGUAAAUAAAGAAAGAGUAAAUUGCAGAAAGUCCACUUCAUUCCUGGUCAGUUCUUUUCACACUGUGGUUGAGAAAAAUGGUUGUGUAAAAGGAUGGAGGUCAGCAGGUCAACGGAGCAGGGCAAACGUGCAGUGAUGUGUGUGUGUGUGUGUAAGAAGGGUUUAAAGUUAGGGUUACACUGAAGUUACAAAUACCUCGCAGUAUUUUACAGAUCAUGUGAGGCCAACUGUAUAGCCAGAGGGUCACUUCAGUUCAUUACUCACUACUGUGUGUGUGUGUGUGUGUGCCCCAAUACAUGCUCAUUAUUGGAUAUUAGAUUCAAUAAAAUAAAUUCACCGUUAGUGUGAAAAAUCAAUGUUUUUCAUUUGACUGAAGGAUAAGGAAACAACAUUUUCUUCAAUUUCUCCUACAGCUAAUUAUCAAAUGACAUGACUCCCUACAACGACUAUUUAAAUAUAUUUACUCAUAUAAACUGAAUAUACAUAAAUUAAAUACAUACAAAUGCAUGUAUUUGUAUGGCACUCCAUGAUUGAAUACUUAGACGGUUACUAAAUUUAUUUCAUCUAAAAAUAGAAUGACGUCUAUAUUUUGAAUUUCAUCUGAUUUGCUCGAGGUCUACC
This is a messenger RNA of Cynoglossus semilaevis (tongue sole), 2634 nucleotides long. It is a transcript of the gene map6a, whose product is annotated as microtubule-associated protein 6a. Gene Ontology annotation, biological process: regulation of microtubule cytoskeleton organization; cytoskeleton-dependent intracellular transport; microtubule cytoskeleton organization. NCBI's taxonomy places the organism in Eukaryota, Metazoa, Chordata, Actinopteri, Pleuronectiformes, Cynoglossidae. The transcript is spliced from 5 exons. Gene Ontology annotation, molecular function: microtubule binding; calmodulin binding. Gene Ontology annotation, cellular component: cis-Golgi network; microtubule; Golgi-associated vesicle. Bases 341 to 1720 code for a protein of 459 amino acids. The record is from RefSeq and is a predicted model, not a curated record.